This is a messenger RNA of Aricia agestis (brown argus), 780 nucleotides long. RefSeq names its product metallo-beta-lactamase domain-containing protein 1. The transcript has 5 exons. The coding region runs from base 44 to 670 and encodes 208 amino acids. Lineage: Eukaryota; Metazoa; Arthropoda; Insecta; Lepidoptera; Lycaenidae. The record is from RefSeq and is a predicted model, not a curated record.
UUUAACUUUUUAUUUUGCUUGAGUUUUUCACAUUUAUUGUAAAAUGAGCGAAGUAAGUGUCUUAUUUAAUGGUUAUUCAAUAAUAAAGGAUGAGAAUGAAAUGAUAGCCAACUGUACUUGUACACUAAUAAAGGCAGAAUCAUUAAAUAUUAUUAUAGAUACUAUGACACCAUGGGAUUCUGAUAAAAUUGUUAAUGCUUUGAUGGCGCAUCAGCUGACUGCUAAAGAUAUUAACUAUGUUAUAUCAACCCAUGGUCACUCAGACCAUACAGGAAAUAAUAACCUAUUUCUUGAAGCUAAACAUUUAGUUGGAUUUAGUCUUUCUUACAAAGAUACUUAUUUUAUGCAUCCAUUUGAUAAAGGUGAAGAAUUAAAAUUAAAUGAAAAUAUUAGAAUAAUUCCAACUCCCGGUCACACUUUGUCUGAUGUUACAGUAAUAGUUACUACAGGAGACGGAACUUAUGCCAUUACAGGUGACUUAUUUGAGAAGUAUGAAGAUAUUGAUGACCCUACAAUAUGGGUGGAUGCUGGCAGUGAAGAUCAGUUGAAACAAGCUAAGAACAGAUCCAUGAUUGCCGAUUUAGCCGACUGGAUAGUACCAGGACAUGGUCCAAUGUUUAAAGUCACACAGGAAAUCAGAGAAGCAUUAAAAAAACAGGUUCAAACAUAACUAUAAUUUCGGUCGAAUUAACACCGUAUUGUAUCAAGAAAAGUGAAAAUGCCUAAUGGGAAAAAGUAGUAUGAACUAUAAGAAAAUAACUAAAAAAUAAGGGAAUAAUG